Molecule: messenger RNA, 3771 nt
Organism: Polypterus senegalus (gray bichir)
Lineage: Eukaryota; Metazoa; Chordata; Cladistia; Polypteriformes; Polypteridae
Gene: polr3d
Product: polymerase (RNA) III (DNA directed) polypeptide D
Exons: 10
Coding region: 183-1367 (394 amino acids)
Biological process (GO): transcription by RNA polymerase III
Cellular component (GO): RNA polymerase III complex
Molecular function (GO): DNA binding
Source: RefSeq, a predicted model, not a curated record
UCGAAGGUUAUAGGUGACGCAGCAUGUCUGCCUCCUUGUGACCGUGUGUUACACGAGGAAGUCGGUAAAUAAUGGAACCAAAAUCGUUUUAAAGCGAUUUUUAAGGCGAAGGUGGCACAGACACUUGGCUGUUGCAGAGGCUGAAAAAAUUAAAUCGGCAUUUGUCUUAAGGGUGAACAGUUAUGUCAGAAGGAUCAUCUGGGGAUCCUGGCACCCCUGGGGGAUGCCGACCUUCACUGUCCAUGGGGAGAGGACUUUUAGGUAGGAGACCAUCAGUUCCUACCACUUCCAACCGACUGCCCUCCAUACGUUCCCGGGACCUCACCCUAGGAGGAGUUAAAAAGAAAACCUUCACUCCAAAUAUCAUUAGCCGCAGAGUGAAAGAGGAAUCCAAAGAUGAUGAAUCUCGGAAGAAGCAAGCAAAGGAACGAGACCGAGAUCGUCUGAGAGAAGGCAGGGGCCGAGGCCGUGGUCGAGCAAAUGUCAUCCAGUCUCACUCCAUUUUUGAGCAAGGCCCAUCAGAGAGCAUGGUCAGAAAGAGAGGAGAGUGGGACAGUACAAAAGAUGUUCCCAACAUGGGCCCUUCACCUAUCAUCAACAUUAAAAAAGAGAAGAGAGAGACUGAAGAAGAGACCAAGGAAAUUCUCCGCAUGCUUGAGAGAGACAAUUUUCUGGAUGAUCCCAGGUUGCACAAUGAUAUUCGCAGUUGCCCUGUCCAAUUGCCCCUGGCAGUUUCAGGGUGGCUUUUCAAAGAAGAAUCCAAAGAGGAGGAAGAACCUAAAGGGCAAAUGUUUAAGAAAGAGGAAGUAGAGGAUAUGGAGCUGGAGACGCCUCUUGUCAAAGUGAAACAGGAACCACUGGAGGAAAGUGUGUUGAAGACUGGACCACUUUGCAAAGCCCCUCCCCUGCCUCCAUCUGUCGGACUACCAGAACUGCUAGACAGUUGGGCCCAGUGUAAAGAAGAAGAACUUAUUUUCCUGCAUCUACCAGACUCCUUGCCUGGACAGCCACCCACUCAGGAUCAGAGGCCAGUUAAAGGUGAUGUGCAAAUGGAAGAUGGGCAGGCACUUUUGGUCAAGUCGGACAAAACUCAGGAUGUACAGCAGUUGGACAACAUGUGCUCACUAAAGGACCUAGCAGAGGGGCAGGUCGGCAAGCUUCUUGUGAGAAGAUCAGGCCGAGUACAACUUGUCUUGGGCAAAGUGUCACUGGAUGUUGCCAUUGGAACACAAUGCUCAUUCUUACAGGAGCUGGUGUCUGUGUCGGUUGGAGAGAGUCGUGUCGGUGACCUAACUGUUCUUGGACAUAUUAAACACAAACUGGUCUGCUCUCCAGAUUUUGAGACUUUGUUACAACAUAGGCAGUGAAGGAAGACUGAAAUGAGACCCUUCAGCGUUGAGGGAUGAGCGUGGUGAACUGUUUCAUGAGGACAUUUCUGAAAUGGAAAUGUGAUACCAAGGCAAGUGGAGUCCCAGUAUGCAUGCUGACUACUGCUGGACCCUUUAAGAGGGCAACCCUGAGGCCAAGAACAGCAGGACAUUGUGCACUUCUACCUUUUUAGGUGAGAGGCUCCCAGCACGUGUAAAAAUCUGUUUCAUUGUGUAUUACUUAAAAUCCUUGUGUGAUAAAAUCUGAUUAGCUGUUUAAAUUAAGGACACAAAUACUGCAAGAUUCCCCAGCAUUCCUAUAUUUAAUCACGUGACAAAAGCCAAGUUGAAUGUUAUUUAGUGGUGUUAGAGUGGUGAGAGCACAAGGUUACAACUGACUCUCCUUUAUGGAGGGCUGCUUCUAGUUCUUAUUUCUAAAGAGAGCUUUGAGCUGUUGUAGUUUGGUUUUUGCCUUGUAUGUCGAGACUGACUUUGUUUAGCAUGUUUGUCAGAUCCAUUUAUAAAUGUCAAGUUUAGUAGCCAUUAGGUUUCUAAAAUUGUUCUGCUUGUUUUCACAAUUAGAAGAAAUCAGAAACUCGAUUUGUGCAAAAAUAGACCUUCACUCCAUCAUACCAGGCAGCACAAAGUCCAUGUUAACCUGUGCCCCCCUUCUAGAAUGGAGUAAUAUAUAUGCUGCAUUGCAACACCCAGGAGCUCCUUCGUGUUUGUCCACACCAAGCUUGUCAGUGGACUUGCUGCUUAAUUUGCAGAAUGUGAAAUGAAUUCCUGGGAUGGCCCUGCCUGCAGCUGCUUUGCCACCUCUGAAGCAGGAGGCCUCCUUUUACCAGCUCUGAGGGCAUCGCCAACAAGAAGCGAGUACCUGAAGUACCUCCAUUAUCAAUUCUGAUGCCAUAUUUCGAUGGCCUGUUAACAGGUGCUUUUUCUUGGAAUGAGCUGUUGGGCUUGCAGCAGUUUGAGGUAAUUUGGAUUUGCCUUGAGUGCAGCUGUCACUUUAACUGGUGAAUCCCAUAAAGGGCAGAAUUAACACCAAGCACUUAAUUAUUUUCUCCAGUGUUAUUGAUAAGUGACCUAGCAUUUGAAAAUGUCAUUUUCUUUAAAAUAUUGUUUUCUCAAAAUAUCAAUAUGAAGUUUUCGGAACUGCUGAGUACUGACCACAAGUUUAGUCCUGGUGUCCACUGCAGCUGAAAGUUUUCAUCCCAACCAACUUCUGCUUCUAAAUGGACUAAUGCCUUAGUUAACCUCUGUGGCAUUAGCCCUGAGCGUGACUCAGGCUCUGAAUUCAGUGUUAAUACAGUUAAACCCAUGUCAGACUCGGGGUGGCGUGUAAUGAUAUGCUUUAUGGUGUUUAGCCCAAAUAAUGCUCAAGGCAGAGUUGUGCUCCCAAUUAGGGGUUGAAAUAAUGUCAGACUCCAGGAAGUCAUGAAUAUUAUGCAUUCUUUCACUUUAUGGUAACUCAUCUAAAUUAAUUAGUCGGGCGGAGCCUUCAACAUAAAACACAUUGGCAAAUGAAAGGCUUGUAAAUCCAGCUUUGGCGCAAACAAAGAAACUAAACCUCAAAACUCAAAGCAAGUGACCGUGAUGAUGAUGAUGAUGUUAAUUGGUCAUCAGACAUAGCACCAGUUUCACUAUCCAUGUCAUAUGGCACUGUACUGUAUGAUUUUUUUUUCUUGUUUUUCUGUGGGGUAAACAUAACGCAAAAAGCUGUUACUGCUCCAUUUCUACAACUUAAAGUGGGUCUGCUAGUAUUUUCUUGGAAUGUAGCUUGGUUUUUAAGGUUGUCAUGUUCAGCUUUUCCAGGUGUUCUGGUCAUUAAAGGUGUCGUUCAAGUGGAUCCUUUACUGGAGUAGCUGCGGCUUUUGACUUUCAGUGCUGUCUGUUGCUGUGUUUCGUAAUUGUAGUUAUUGGCCUAAAACUAAGAGAGCAAACGUCACAAAAAAAAGUUAAUAGCUAACAAAAUAAUUUUACAGUUAAAGUUACAGCUGGAACAUAAAUAUUUCUAAAUGUCUUAUGUAUGUAAAUCUCACACUUGGGUGUUUUCUCACUGAAAACCAUGAAGUUUGUUUUCAGGAACCAAUGAGCUAUGUUCUUGUGUUCCCACUGCACAACAAACUGUAACAUUUAUGCAAUUUAUGACAUGCAAAAAAGAGUGAUGUGUUGCAAAGUGUGACAUGAUCGAGAUACCCCUACCUUUAAAAUGAUUGCAAGUUUACAGGGGCUAUUGUUUAAAUGUAGAGCAAGGUGUGGCACUCCACCUUCAUUGACAUUUCACUAAAGUCCUACAUUUACUACGAUUACUACUAUGGUUCCUAUAUUUGUGAUCAACCAAUGAACACAAUUCAUCAUCUGUAAAAGACUCUCGAAUAAGAGCUAAAAAAAAAAAAAA